AUGGCAAUGCUGAAGCAACUGACUAUAAAUAUGCCUUUGGUAGAGAAACUGAAGCAAAUGCCAGGGUAUGCCAAAUUUAUGAAGGACCUCUUGACAAAGAAAAGGGUAGAAAGAUAUGAACCGACAGAUAAUUUCCAUCAUUAUAGUGCGAUUGCCAGAAGGUCCUUAGUACAGAAGAAGGCAGAUCUGGGAGCUUUCACUAUUCCUUACACGGUUGGGUCUUUUGAUUUUGCUAAGGCUUUAUGUGAUCUGGGGGCUAGCAUUAAUCUGAUGUCGCUAGCCACUUAUAAAAAGCUGGGCUUGGGAUAUCCUACACUAACCAAUAUAUGGCUUGUAAUGGUGAAUAGAUCGGUAAAACGACCUAUUGGUAUUCUAUAUGAUGUAUUGGUGAAGGUGGCUACCUUCAUUUUCCUUGCAGAUUUUAUCAUUUUGGAUUACGAGAUGGACUUUAAAGUUCCCAUAAUCUUAGGCCGACCUUUGCUCACAACCGAAAGUGUGCUGAUUGAUUUGUGA
Messenger RNA from Capsicum annuum, 513 nucleotides. RefSeq lists its product as uncharacterized. Bases 1 to 513 code for a protein of 170 amino acids. The transcript has a single exon. NCBI's taxonomy places the organism in Eukaryota, Viridiplantae, Streptophyta, Magnoliopsida, Solanales, Solanaceae. The record is from RefSeq and is a predicted model, not a curated record.